AUGUGGCGCUGCGUUUCUCGUAGCCUGCGGGUUCCAUACUCGAAGAGAUCGGUCUCAUAUGACUCUCUUAGAUCUCACAUUUCCAAAUUGCUCGACAACGAAUCUGUACAAUCCCCUUAUACCAUAGUGGAUCAUACAUAUGAUGCAGUCGUGGUUGGUGCUGGUGGUGCGGGUCUGAGAGCAGCCAUAGGUCUUUCAGAGCAUGGAUUCAAUACUGCUUGCAUUACCAAGCUUUUCCCAACUCGUUCGCAUACUGUUGCGGCUCAGGGUGGUGUAAAUGCCGCUUUGGGGAAUAUGACUGAAGAUGACUGGCGAUGGCACAUGUAUGACACAGUUAAAGGAAGUGAUUGGUUAGGUGAUCAGGAUGCUAUUCAAUAUAUGUGCAGGGAGGCACCAAAAGCUGUGAUUGAACUUGAGAAUUAUGGGUUGCCUUUUUCUCGAACAGAAGAUGGGAAAAUAUAUCAGCGUGCGUUUGGUGGUCAAAGCCUUGACUUUGGAAAAGGCGGACAGGCUUAUCGUUGUGCAUGUGCUGCUGAUAGAACUGGGCAUGCUCUAUUGCACACUCUCUAUGGCCAAGCUAUGAAACAUAAUACUCAAUUCUUUGUGGAAUAUUUCGCUUUGGAUCUGUUGAUGAAUAGUGAUGGGAGCUGCCAGGGAGUGAUAGCUUUGAACAUGGAGGACGGAACACUACAUAGAUUCUGUGCUGUUUCGACAAUUCUAGCUACUGGGGGAUAUGGUAGAGCCUACUUUUCUGCAACCUCAGCUCACACAUGCACUGGUGAUGGCAAUGCUAUGGUUGCGCGUGCUGGGCUUCCCCUCCAGGAUUUGGAGUUUGUGCAAUUUCACCCAACGGGAAUCUAUGGGGCUGGGUGCCUCAUCACUGAAGGGUCUCGUGGUGAAGGUGGUAUUCUUAGAAAUAGUGAAGGUGAACGCUUUAUGGAACGGUAUGCCCCUACGGCCAAGGAUCUUGCUUCAAGGGAUGUUGUUUCAAGAUCUAUGACCAUGGAAAUCAGGGAAGGUCGUGGUGUAGGACCUUUGAAGGAUCAUAUCUAUCUCCACUUGAAUCACUUACCCCCAGAGGUGCUCAAGGAGAGGCUUCCAGGUAUCUCUGAGACAGCUGCCAUUUUUGCUGGUGUGGAUGUUACGAAGGAGCCCAUCCCUGUCUUGCCUACUGUACAUUAUAAUAUGGGUGGAAUUCCCACAAAUCACCAUGGAGAGGUUGUUACUGUCAGAGACAGCAAUCCAGAUUCUGUGGUUCCUGGACUAAUGGCUGCUGGAGAGGCAGCCUGUGCAUCUGUUCAUGGUGCCAAUCGGUUGGGUGCAAACUCCCUUCUUGAUAUUGUUGUCUUUGGUCGGGCUUGUGCAAAUAGAGUCGCAGAGAUCCAUAGACCAGGGGAGAAGCAGAAACCUUUGGAAAAGGAUGCCGGUGAGAAAACAAUUGCAUGGCUGGACAAAAUAAGAAACUCAAAUGGUUCUCUUCCAACUUCAAAAAUUCGAUUGAAUAUGCAACGAGUAAUGCAAAACAAUGCCGCUGUUUUCCGCACACAGGAAACAUUAGAAGAAGGUUGUCAGUUAAUUGAUGAGGCAUGGGAAAGUUUCGAUGAUGUUAAGUUGAAGGAUCGAAGUCUAAUAUGGAACUCUGAUUUGAUAGAGACCAUCGAGCUGGAAAAUCUUUUGAUAAAUGCCUCUAUCACUAUGCAUUCUGCUGAAGCUAGGAAAGAGAGCAGAGGUGCACAUGCCCGUGAAGAUUUUACAAAAAGAGAUGAUGAGAACUGGAUGAAACACACAUUGGGCUAUUGGGAGAAUGAGAAGGUUCGACUGGAUUACCGGCCAGUUCACAUGAACACAUUAGAUGAUGAGAUUGAGUCAUUCCCACCUAAAGCCCGUGUGUAUUAGUUUGAGAAGGCAUAUCAUGUGCUUUAUGCAAAUGAUUUAUGAGGUGUGCAACAACUCAGCCCGGAAUAAGUUAUGGAGAAAAAGGAUGCAAUAAAGUAUUUGUACGUACAGCGCUUUUGGCAAUAUUUGUGCCAUUCAUCAAUCAUUGAACUUUUGUGAUUGAAAGCAUCAACAAGUUUAAAUCUUAGUCCGAAUUUUGUAUUUCCCUUGGUCAGCAAUAAGGUUAUCCGUCGCUUGAUUUGAGAAGCCUUUGUACG
Theobroma umbraticum is the source of this 2153-nucleotide messenger RNA. RefSeq names its product succinate dehydrogenase 1-1 (gene SDH1-1). Lineage: Eukaryota; Viridiplantae; Streptophyta; Magnoliopsida; Malvales; Malvaceae. The record is from RefSeq and is a predicted model, not a curated record. Gene Ontology annotation, molecular function: electron transfer activity; flavin adenine dinucleotide binding; succinate dehydrogenase (quinone) activity. Gene Ontology annotation, biological process: mitochondrial electron transport, succinate to ubiquinone; tricarboxylic acid cycle. Gene Ontology annotation, cellular component: respiratory chain complex II (succinate dehydrogenase).